AUGUCUGGUAAAGAUCGUUAUGCUGUAUUUCCAUCUCGAAUGGCACAAACAAUAAUGAAAAGUCGUUUGAAAGGUGCUCAGACUGGACAUAGUUUAUUGAAGAAGAAAGCUGAUGCAUUAACAUUUCGUUUUCGGACAAUACUAAAAAAAAUUAUUGAGACAAAAAUGUUAAUGGGUGAUGUGAUGAAAUUGGCUGGUAUUUCAAUAGCUGAAGCAAAGUUUUCCACGGGUGGUGAUUUUAGUCAAGUUGUUAUUCAAAGUGUGAAUAAAGCCCAAGUAAAAAUUCGAACAAAGCGUGACAAUGUUGCUGGUGUUGUUUUGCCAUUGUUUGAAUCGUACAAUGAUGGCGGAGAUACCUUUGAAUUAACUGGUCUAGCACGUGGUGGUUUACAAUUACAACGAUUAAAACGUAAUUUUGGUGAAGCCAUUAAACAUUUAGUUGAAUUGGCUACAUUGCAAACAUCAUUUGUUAUGUUAGAUGAAGUUAUCAAAACAACAAACAGACGAGUGAAUGCUAUUGAGCACGUUAUAAUGCCCAAAAUUAAUCGAACAAUAACGUAUAUUAUAUCUGAAUUAGAUGAAAUGGAACGUGAAGAAUUCUACAGGUUGAAAAAAGUUCAAGAAAAAAAGAAAAAACUUCGUGCAAUAGAAGAUAGACGUCUGGAUGAAUUACGUUUAAAUGGACAAAUGACAAUUUUUGAUGCACCAGAUCUUGUAGCAGAUGAUAAAGACGAAGAUGUUAUAUUUUGA
This is a messenger RNA of Didymodactylos carnosus, 750 nucleotides long. NCBI's taxonomy places the organism in Eukaryota, Metazoa, Rotifera, Eurotatoria, Philodinida, Philodinidae. The record is from the annotation of a GenBank genome assembly.